AUGGACACAAUGUCGUCGGAACCGCGACAACACCAGGCCCCCCGCUUCUGCGCCGACUGCUUCAAGGGCACACUCCGCGGCGACACCGAGCUCAAGGGCACCGUGGAGACCGUCUACGGCCUGCCGACGUACGUCGCGCGCCCGGAGCCGGGCCGCGGCGAGCCCGCGGGCGUCGUCGUGAUUUUGCCGGACGCAAUGGGCUGGGAGCUGCAGAAUACGCGCGCGCUGGCGGAUGCGUAUGCGAAUAGGAUCCCGGCGGUUGUGCUGCUUCCUGAGUUGAUGAAUGGCUACGCCAUCCCAGCGACCGCACUCGCCAUGACCGACAAAAUGGAGGCCGAAAAGUCGUGGUGGAGAAAAUACUUCGUCAUCGCGCCCGUCAUGGUCGCGACGAUGCUGCGCUACUUGAUCCCCCUCGUCAUCGCCACCCGCUCCAGCGUCGUCGUCCCGCGCAUAGAGAACUACCUCCGCGCCGUCCGCCUCUCGCCGCCGUCUCCCCUCCCCCCCCGUCCAUCCACCUCAACGUCCUCCUCCGCCGGUGAGGCAUCCGCCAAGAAAGAUACCAAAAUCGGCGUCGCGGGCUUCUGCUGGGGCGGAAAGUUCACCGUCCUGCUCUCCCAGCUCGCCGCGGGACCGUUUGGCGGUGAGAGGCUCGUCGACUGCGGGUUCACGGCGCACCCGAGCUUCCUCACGUUGCCGGGCGACCUGGAGAAGGUGGUGCUGCCGCUGAGCGUGGCGAACGGGGACGACGAUAUGAUGAUGCCGCGGGCGCGGAUGGCGGAGGCCAAGAGCGUGCUGGGGAAGAAGGGGGAGGACUUUGAGAUUGUGGAGUACGUCGGUGCCACGCAUGGGUUUGCUGUGAGGGGGAACCCGAAUGAUCAGCGGCAGGCAGAGUUCGGGAUGAGGGCGGAGGAUCAGGCUGUCGGGUGGUUUCGGCGGUGGUUUGGGCUUGGUGCUUGA
Messenger RNA from Colletotrichum abscissum, 957 nucleotides. RefSeq names its product dienelactone hydrolase. NCBI's taxonomy places the organism in Eukaryota, Fungi, Ascomycota, Sordariomycetes, Glomerellales, Glomerellaceae. Bases 1 to 957 code for a protein of 318 amino acids. Gene Ontology annotation, molecular function: hydrolase activity. The transcript is spliced from 2 exons. The record is from RefSeq and is a predicted model, not a curated record.